ACCGAGCCGCAGCGGCAGCGCCCGCCGAGCACAUGCACCCUGGGCGCCAGGUUCGCGGCGGCACAGCCUAGGAGGAAACCCCUUUGGGAUGGGAGGGCCAUGUGGCCGAGGGCGAUUCUCCAAAGCGAACAGUCUGCCGCCCGCAGUGCCUGUCGCCACCGGUUCGCAAUUCUUCUGAUCACGGAUGUGGCCGGAUAGGAAAAGGCUGAGGCGCCGCGGGCUAAGAUGACCGAGGAGGUACAAGUCAACGCCAGCGGGCUCCCUCGGGACCACUUGGAGGCCGGCUCGGCAGAGAACGCAUCGGCCGGCGUGUCCUUGCAGACUCCGGUGGUGGAGCCGGCGCCCGAGCUGGCCGUGAACCCCUGGGACAUUGUUCUGUGCACCUCGGGGACCCUCAUCUCCUGUGAGAACGCCGUGGUGGUCCUCAUCAUCAUCCACAACCCCGGGCUGCGCGCCCCCAUGUUCCUCCUCAUAGGCAGCCUGGCCCUGGCCGACCUCCUGGCGGGCCUCGGCCUUGUGGUCAACUUCGUGUUCGCCUACCUGCUGCAGUCCGAGGCCACCAAGCUGGUCACGGUGGGCCUCAUCGUCGCCUCCUUCUCGGCCUCCAUCUGCAGCUUGCUGGCCAUCACGGUGGACCGCUACCUGUCCCUCUACUAUGCCCUGACCUACAAUUCCGAGAGGACAGUCACUGUCACCUAUGUCAUGCUGGGCCUGCUCUGGGGGACCUCCAUCGGCCUGGGGAUGCUGCCCAUGCUGGGCUGGAACUGCCUGCAGGACGAGGCCACCUGCAGCGUGGUCAGGCCGCUGACCAAGAACCACGCGGCGGUGCUGUCGGUGUCCUUCCUCUUGACGUUCGCGUUCAUGCUGCAGCUCUACGUCCAGAUCUGCAAGAUCGUCCUGCACCACGCCCACCAGAUCGCCCUGCAGCGCCACUUCCUGGCCACGUCGCACUACGUGACCACCCGCAAAGGGGUGUCCACACUGGCCCUCAUCCUGGGCACGUUCGCAGCCUGCUGGAUGCCCUUCACCCUCUACUCCCUGAUCGCGGACCACACCUACCCACCCACGUACACCUACGCCACCCUGCUGCCCGCCACCUACAACUCCAUCAUCAACCCGGUCAUCUACGCCUUCCGGAAUCACGACAUCCAGAAGGCCCUCUGUCUGGUCUGCUGCGGCUGCGUCCCGCCCAGCCUGGUGCAGCGAGCGCGCACACCCAGCGACGUGUAGCCGCACCCGAGCCAGGCCGGCUUCGUUUAGCUGAGUACCGUGAUUGACGUGAAAUGGAUGUAACCAGUGUUUUUACUCUUGAAGAAAAGAUGACUAUCUAUAUUAAUAUAUAUCCAUUGAGUUCUUUGCUCAAUA
Molecule: messenger RNA, 1365 nt
Organism: Echinops telfairi (small Madagascar hedgehog)
Lineage: Eukaryota; Metazoa; Chordata; Mammalia; Afrosoricida; Tenrecidae
Gene: GPR12
Product: G protein-coupled receptor 12
Exons: 2
Coding region: 226-1230 (334 amino acids)
Biological process (GO): G protein-coupled receptor signaling pathway
Cellular component (GO): membrane
Molecular function (GO): G protein-coupled receptor activity
Source: RefSeq, a predicted model, not a curated record